CGAGUGUUCUAGGCUCUGGGGGGGCGGCUACCUUGCGAUAGGCACUACUUUUGACCGCAAUUUGAUUUAAAAUGCCCUUCUUUGCAAAAGUCUUCAUCAUCCCGUAAAAAAAAGCCCAGCUGUACAAACCAGAUGCCUUCCAGUGUCAGUCCCCCGUCUUCGCCUCCCCUCGAUCCAGUGGCCGUCAGCGAGGACCUGACCCCUUUACCUGUCGCCAAGGUCAAAGGCGACACGGAUAUCACUUUCGACGGGCAGUUGAGGAGUCCUCUCAAAUUGCACGAAGAUGUCCGAACAGGCUGUGGUGGUCAGACUUGGCCUGCUGGAAUGGUCCUGGGAAAGCACCUGCUGAGGUACCAUCGCCAAGACCUUGAAGGUGCCAGAAUACUAGAGUUGGGCGCUGGAGGCGGUUUAGUUGGCCUCGGUGUGGCUGCAGAAUGCGGGGUCCACGACAAGCUGCUGAUUUCCGACCAAAUACCGAUGCUCGGGUUGAUAAAGCACAAUAUCCAGCUGAACGGCUUGAAGAGCAGAGCGGCGUCUCUAGAGCUGAACUGGGGAGACCCUCUGCCGCAGGUGGUCCUCGACAAAAAACCGAAUGUCAUCAUCGCCGCCGAGUGUGUGUACUUUGAGCCUGCGUUUCCACUCCUGCUGCAAACACUCAAGGACCUCUUGGAGCUCAAUUCGGAUGCUGUGGUGUACUUCUGCUUCAAGAAGCGCAGACGAGCCGACAUGCAAUUUGUCAAGGUGGCUAAGAAAGCAUUCGCCGUUGAUGAGCUAUUUGACGAGGAUCGCCCCGUUUUUUCGAGGCAAUCGUUGUUUCUCUUUUCUUUCAGAAACAAGAUUCACAGAGCAAACCCAAAAGCCGCUUCGAAAAAGGCUUGAGAAGCGACUUUGGAUGGCUUGGCUGAACAGAAAUCUGACAUAAGCCACGUGAACAUGGUUAUCAAGCGAUACCACUACGCUGGUUGUAGCACAUGCUCAUCUCUAGAGGAGAACGGCUUGCGGUCAUUUUGGGCCCCAAGACACUUUCAACACUGCAGCACCUGAGGUUGCCAUAUACCUGAGCUCCCAAAACUCAGCGCCGCGUCCGCUCAACAGUCAAGCAAAAGAGACAAGUUGAUAUGCAAAGCUGGCGAUUCGGGUUUACUCCCUUGGCCCAGACAAGGACAAACGCAAUGCCUCUCAAAUAUGGCGAGUUGA
Messenger RNA from Emericellopsis atlantica, 1197 nucleotides. Its product is annotated as putative methyltransferase-domain-containing protein. The coding region runs from base 133 to 879 and encodes 248 amino acids. NCBI's taxonomy places the organism in Eukaryota, Fungi, Ascomycota, Sordariomycetes, Hypocreales, Bionectriaceae. The record is from RefSeq and is a predicted model, not a curated record. The transcript is spliced from 3 exons.